CGCUCGCUCUCACGAGCGAAAGUUUUAACUGUGGGUGUCGCCUUUUACGUGUCAAGCUAGCCGCCCUGCACACUUUACUCUUCUGAGUUAAGCGGCGGUAAUGCCUACUUAGCGCCCAAGCUGAUUUUUCUAGGAAGGAGGAGGAAGCGUAACUUUUCCGACCGAAAACGCUGCCUUUACUCGAGUACAACUGCUGCUUCCCCCGAUGACGUCCACGUUCUCAGCUUGGUUUUGGAGCGAGAAAUUUUGGCUUCCCCAAAAUGUUUCCUGGGCGGAUCUGGAGCAUCCACCACCUGGCGUGGAUUACCCUCGAGUGGGAGACUUGCUGUACGCCCUUCCGCUAUCCGUCGGGAUUUUUGUGCUAAGGAUCCUAUUCGAAAGGCUAGUGGCCAAGCCCUGUGCCCACAUACUCCAGAUUCAGGCGGGAGUGCAGCGACAAGCCCAGCCCAAUGCUGUCCUGGAGAAGCUGUAUCAAUCAAAAACGUGUCCAGAUGCAAAGCAACUGGAAGGACUUUCCAAGCAACUGGACUGGGAUGGACGGAAAAUACAGAGAUGGUUUCGCAUCCGGCGCAAUCAAGACAAACCCAGCAUGCAGACAAAGUUCUGUGAGAGCAUGUGGCGGUUCACAUUUUACUUGGGGAUUUUUAUUUAUGCCAUUCAUCACUUAUGGAGGUCGCCCUGGAUGUGGAAUACCCGACGAUGCUGGGACACGUAUCCCUUUCAGCAUCAGAGUCAUCAACAAUUGAAUCACUAUGUGUCUGAGCUGGCUUUCUACUGCUCCCUGAUGUUUUCCCAGUUCACUGACAUAAAACGUAAGGAUUUCUUCAUCAUGCUCGUGCACCACCUGGCCACCAUUUUCCUCAUCACCUUCUCCUACGCCAUCAACAUGUUAAGAGCAGGCACUCUGGUCAUGUGUGUGCAUGACGCAUCAGACAUCUUCCUUGAGGCAGCCAAGCUUGCCAACUACGCCAAAUACCAACGGCUGUGCGAUGGCCUGUUUGUGGUGUUCAGCAUCAGCUUUUUCAUCGCUCGCCUUGUCAUCUUUCCUUUCUGGAUUAUUAACAGCGUUCUAUUUGAGAGCUGGGAGAUCGCAGGCCCAUACCAGGCCUGGUGGGUGCUGAACGGUUUACUUUUGGUCCUGCAGACUCUUCAUGUUAUCUGGUUCUACCUCAUUGCGCGCAUUGCAAUUAAAGCCAUAUUUAAGGGAAAGGUGGCUAAAGAUGAGCGCAGCGACAUCGAGAGCAGCUCAGACGAGGAGGUUCAUUCCAGCGGCGGUAAACACCCCAAUCAGGCAAAAGGCCCCACCAGUAACAUCAAUGGAGAAAAGCGUGACCGCUGAGGACAAAGUGUGGAAAUUCACUUGGGUGGAUUGUUCACUUCCAUUGUGUCUUUGCAACUCACCAUGUCACUUUUGACCAUCGUAGAAGAUAACCAAAGAAAAGACUGUGUGCGGGAUACAGCUGAUCCUUUUUACACGUUGUGAUGUUUACACCUGCUUUAUGCUUGCAAAAGUGACCAGAAGAAAUGUUGGAGCAAACAAGUUGGGUUUGCCUUCUCGUUGUGUACGUUUGCGUGCGUGCGUGCGCGCGCGCUCGUGUUUGUCAGAAAUUGCGAAACAGAUCGACACAACUGUCAAUACCAUUUCAUAAAAUGAAUUACAUUUUAUUACAGAUUGUACCAUUUUUUUUUUCUACAGCUAAGAAACAAAUCCCAGAAUCUUCCUUAACACUUCAGACUUUCAGGAUUUCCAAAUACAAAAUAUAUUUGCUGUAUAAAACACUCUUGUACCAAAC
This is a messenger RNA of Syngnathus acus (greater pipefish), 1793 nucleotides long. RefSeq names its product ceramide synthase 5-like. NCBI's taxonomy places the organism in Eukaryota, Metazoa, Chordata, Actinopteri, Syngnathiformes, Syngnathidae. Gene Ontology annotation, molecular function: sphingosine N-acyltransferase activity; DNA binding. Gene Ontology annotation, cellular component: membrane. The transcript has 10 exons. Gene Ontology annotation, biological process: ceramide biosynthetic process. The record is from RefSeq and is a predicted model, not a curated record. Bases 206 to 1339 code for a protein of 377 amino acids.